UUCUACCAUCCUUAAUGAUUAACCGCGCCGUAGUUGCUCGAAUUCCACUAAUUUUUGGCGUUUUUGAAGUAGUUUUGUAUACAAAUGAUGAGGAUACCAAAGAACAUUUGGCGAUCUGUUAUGGGGGCCUCGAUAAAAUAAAAGGCUCGGAUAAUUUAUGCGUACGAGUACAUUCCGAGUGUUUUACUGGUGAGGUUCUUGGCAGCUGCAGGUGUGACUGCGGUGAACAACUCAGAACAGCGUUACACAAAAUUUCUCAAGAAGGAUGUGGUGUUUUAAUUUUUCUUCGUCAGGAAGGUAGAGGGAUUGGAUUAUUACAAAAGUUGAGAGCCUACAAUCUCCAGGAUUUAGGUUAUGACACCCUGGAAGCAAACUGUCUUUUGGGAUUUAAAUGUGAUGAACGAACAUAUGAGAUUGCCCGUUUCAUACUUAACGAUUUGGAGGUUAACUCUAUCCGUAUUAUGAGCAAUAAUCCUGCUAAAAUUGACUCACUAAGGCAACAGGGCGUGAAAGUUGUGGAUCAGAUUCCCACGAUUGCCACUAAAAUAACAGAAGAGACUCUUAAGUAUUUGACGACUAAAGUUGAGCGAAUGCACCAUUCUAUUAGCUUAGAGGAUUUAAGGCCAUUAAAGGAAGGAAAUAAGUCCUUGCAACGGAGCACUUUUACAAAGCAAUGUUUUAAUCACAACUCUAGCAAAUUCCCUACUCAUUUGGCGGAUUCAGAACUGUUGGAAGUUGGCAGUUCUUGCAAUGGCAGCACGGAUCCUGACAAGUCUUGUGUCUGCCAUUCGGGCAAUUCAAAAUUUCCCUUUAUCACGCUCUCCUAUGCGCAGAGUAUAGACGGCUCAAUUGCCUCUUCUGACCGGAGGCCGCUCGAUAUCAGCUGUCUCGAAUCUGCAAAGAUGACGCACAGUUUACGGGCAGCUCAUAGUGCUAUCCUGGUCGGAAUUAACACUGUUCUUUCCGAUAAUCCGCAGCUAACAGUUCGUUUAGUAACAGGGGAAAGUCCGCGACCUGUUGUGCUGGACUCUUUUUUAAAAAUACCACUUGAGUCCCACAUCUUAAGACGAGCUCCUAUAAUAUUCUGCUCUAAAAAUCACGAUAUUUCUAAAAAAAAGAUUCUUGAAAAAGUUGGGGCUACUGUGCUACCAGUCGUGCAGACUAACCGAUCACUGGAUCUACGUGAGAUCUUGGAGACGUUAAAAAAACUUGAGUUGCACUCUGUUAUGGUGGAGGGAGGCGCGACAGUCAUCGAAUCGUUCCUUGAGAGUAAGCUGGUAAAUAAGUGCGUCAUAACCAUCUCGCCCAGAUUUAUUGGAGGACUCAAAUCAGUUAAAAAGCCCCACGCCAAUCUGCCGAGACUAGUCAACGUGGCCUCUAGCCAGUACGGCAGCGAUACCGUGAUCGUUGGAAGGCCUGUAUGGUUAUAAAUCCUACCGCUUCCCACCACGUGGCAAAAGUAGCA
Zophobas morio is the source of this 1465-nucleotide messenger RNA. RefSeq lists its product as uncharacterized. The record is from RefSeq and is a predicted model, not a curated record. NCBI's taxonomy places the organism in Eukaryota, Metazoa, Arthropoda, Insecta, Coleoptera, Tenebrionidae. Gene Ontology annotation, molecular function: NADP binding; 5-amino-6-(5-phosphoribosylamino)uracil reductase activity; GTP cyclohydrolase II activity. The transcript has 16 exons. Gene Ontology annotation, biological process: riboflavin biosynthetic process. The coding region runs from base 15 to 1430 and encodes 471 amino acids. Gene Ontology annotation, cellular component: cytosol.